Molecule: messenger RNA, 1277 nt
Organism: Blepharisma stoltei
Lineage: Eukaryota; Ciliophora; Heterotrichea; Heterotrichida; Blepharismidae
Source: the annotation of a GenBank genome assembly
AUGAUGAGUGCAAAAGUUGUCAAUGAAGUUUAUCAGUCCCAAAGGCCGCCAAGAUCAGCUAAAACUCCUAUAAAGCAAGGUAUUCAAACCCCUGAAAAAGUCAGGAUGAAUAGAAGCGGAAAUAUUGAGCUUGAAAAUAGUCAAGGUGCAGGAACACAGAUAAGAAGGGUUAAGCCGAAAACGUUAUAUAAAUCUAGAAGCUUGGAACAUUCAAAAUCCUUUACAGCGAUAGAUGACCUAAAAGAGAUCACAAGCAAAUGCUCAGAACAGGCUAAAAGGCUCCAGACAGUUUGGUCAAAAACAGAGUACAAGUUGAAAAGAAAAGGGCUUGAUCUAUGGAAAAAUGAGCUUGAAAGAGCAAAUCAAAGGAGCAAUUGGCAUUAUAACACAGUUUUAUUAUGCUCGUUAUUUAAUUUAUGAAAGGAAAAUAUAGCCAGAAAAAAGUAUGUGGAAAUGAAUAGUGAGUUGAUGGAAAUACUCAAAAAAUUUAAAGAUGCCUUAAUGAGUGAGAAGGAGAUAGAAGAAAGCGAUAGUUUGGAAACCAGUUUAGAUGAAAAAUCGUGAAAGACUGAAAUAGCUAACGAGAAAUACAAAAGUUGGCUAAUGAAAAGGUCUAUGCAUGGGCUGCUUGAUUUUUAUAUUUUUUCAGUUACACAAGAAAGCACAUUGGAUGAAUACUAUAAGAAAAAACUUGCAAGAAAAGCGUUUAAUGUUUGGGAAAAUCAAGCCUAUAGCGCCGAUCCAUACGAAAAUGUGAUUGAAGCUUUUAAACUUGUAAGUUUUAUAUAGAAUACCUUACUCCACCUUCCGCGAGUGAACAAAAGAAUUUUAUUCACUUAGUUUUCUUUUUUAAAAGUAAUUAUGUAUAAAAUUUAUAGAAAAUUUUAUUUUCGAAGUUUUAAUUUGUUAAAUUUGGAAGCAAAUAUUAUUUUAAAUUUAUAAAAUUUAUGUUUUAAAAUGCAAUUUGUUUGAAAUUAAACAGAAUUAGCUCGAGAUUUGUUAUAAUAAUUAUCACUUAUAAAUCAAUUGUUUUUCAGAAAAAAAAUUUCUUUUAAAAUAAUUAUUGUUCGCUCACAAAGGGUGGGUUUUUGGGCCAAAAAUAGGGAUUUUUCCAAUGGUUUUGUUCACCCACGGAUGGGAGAGUUAGGGUUUUAAAGUUUUCAGUGCUUGGAAAGCUGUGAAAAAUUAUAUACUCGUUAUUUUCUUUAUUUCUGAUUAUUUUCUGUAAUUGUCAUUAAAAUCUCAAUAAUGAAUUCAUAUAUAAAAACCAUAAUUAA